AGAAUUGGUCUACUGUAUUCAGACAAGCAUUGUUCAGCUGUCCUAGUCUUCCAGCAUGGCAUUCAAUGAUGUCUUGGAGUCCAUUGGGGGAGUUGGCUGCUUCCAAAUCUCACAAGUCAUCUUUCUGGUGAUCCCAGUCUGCCUUAUUGCUUGCCACAACUUCCUCCAAAACUUCACUGCUGCUAUUCCAGACUACCACUGCAAACCUUCGAUUCAGGGCAACCGGACCUUUCUCUCUAACAUCACUGCCAAAGAGGGAAUCCUACUAAAGGCAUUCAUCCCCAUGGACCAAAAUCAGAAGCCAGAGAAAUGUCUCCAGUUUUCCACAAUUCAGUGGCACCUUUUAAAUCCAAACACCACCAUCAUUGAGAAUGUCACUGAGAUGCAUACCCAGCCCUGUAUUGGUGGGUGGGUAUACGACACGACUGUUUUUGAGUCUACCAUUGUCUCCGAGUGGGACUUAGUGUGUGACCUGCAGGUGCUGAGAGAUGUAGCUCAGUCCAUCUAUAUGGCUGGAGUGCUAGCCGGAGCUAUUGUAUUUGGAGCUUUAUCGGACAGGUUUGGACGGCGCAUCCCCUUGAUCUCAUCGUACCUGCAAAUUGCCAUUACUGGCACCAGCACAGCAUUCCUGCCCUCCUUCAGCAGCUACUGUGUGUUCCGCUUCAUGGCUGGCAUGACAUUUUCAGGAAUUGUACUGAAUUCCUUCUCUUUGAUUCUGGAAUGGACACCCACCAAAGGCCGGAUAGUGGCAGGUGCCUGCUUGGGUUAUUUUGUCACUUUUGGACAGAUAAUCCUGGCAGGGGUUGCAUACAAGAUCAGGAACUGGCGCUGGCUUCAACUUGCUGUCUCAGUGCCUUUCUUCAUUGCCUUUUUAUGUUCAUGGAAACUCUCAGAAUCGCCACGCUGGCUCCUCCUCCACAACAAGUCUCAUGUGGCUGUCAGGAACCUGAAGAAAGUAGCUGCAAUAAAUGGCAAAAAGAAGGAAGGAGACAAAAUCACCCAACAGGUAUUGAAUUCCCACAUGCAAACAGAAACCACCAAAUUAAAAUCCAGCCACACCGUCUUCGACCUCUUUCGCACCCCAGCCUUGCGGAGAGUCACUUGCUGCCUCAUGGUCAUCUGGUUUUCCAGUUCCUUUUCCUAUUAUGGCUUAGCAAUGGAUGUGCAAAAAUUUGGGAUGAACAUCUAUAUUGUGCAGAUGAUGUUUGGAGCACUCGACCUCCCUGCUGUGCUGCUCUCAACCUUUACAAUGAUCUUUGUUGGUCGCCGCAUCACCCUAGCUGGCUUCUUUACCAUUGGUGGGCUUAUGGUGCUUAUCAACAGGUUUGUGCCAGAAGAACUGCAAACCCUGAGGACGGCACAAGCAGCACUUGGGAAAGGGUGCCUGGCUAGUUCCUUUAUUGGUGCAUAUCAGUAUUCUGGAGAACUCUAUCCUACAGAAAUUAGGCAAACAGGCAUGGGUUUUGUAUCAACGCAAGCUCGGAUUGGUGCCAUGAUAGCCCCCCUCGUCUACAUGCUUAGGGACUCCUUUCCCAUCCUGCCAUCACUGAUAUUUGGAGCAGCUCCUCUUCUUGCAGGAGUCGUUACCUGCUUCUUAACAGAAACAAGAUGCUCACCCCUCCUGGAAACCAUUGCUGAGAUGGAACAACGGGCCAGAAAAGUACAACCACUGAAGGAAGAAGAGAUUUCUCUCCAACAGCAAGCAACUGGUCAUUUGAAAGAGUCUGUUUAGUUUUCUCUGAGUUACUUCUCAUCUGAGGGUGAAAUGCUUCUGCUGAAAUUAGCGAAAUAGAGUGCAUGUUGUCCUUCCGGUUCCUCUCCCCUUUGCCUCCUUAUGUGUGCGUAGUAGGUAUACUGUAAUCAUUGCAGCUGGACACUGGGAUUUUGCCUCAUAAAUCCUUCCUCCUUUUCAAGAUUUCAUGAGUAAUCCAGAGCAUGCACUUUUCUCAUCCUUUUCCUUGGCUGCAAGUCAGUAGGGCUCCCAGCAAUUUGUGUUGCAGUUACACAAAAGGUAUCUUUGCAAAAUAUGCCUACAGAUGUCUCAAGUGACAUGAGCUGCUACACCGUUGUUAUUGGAUCUGGGUCCCAUUUAUGCCUAGUGUAUGUAGCAUCACUGACGUUUUCCCAUGAACCACUGCCUAUAACACCAUUCUGGUUUCAAGAAGCAAGACAUGAAAAGCUCAUAACUGUAUCUUUAUAUUGCCUCUCAGCUGUUUUAGAUUGCUUUGUUUUGCUUACUGGCCUGCCCUCCAGUGACCUCAGACCCAACUGAUUCUUGUUGUGAUCUGUGUCCAGGCAUCAAUCAUGUUACGCUGCUUUUUGAUUUACUGUUUUUAAAUACAUUUUAACUGGUAAUUUGUUAAUGCUGUGAAUUUUAUGAUGGGACCUGCCUUGAGCCUGCUUGUGGGGAGGGCAGGAUACAAACUGAAUAAAUAAAUAAAUAGGUACUUUA
Messenger RNA from Heteronotia binoei (common prickly gecko), 2452 nucleotides. RefSeq names its product solute carrier family 22 member 20-like. Gene Ontology annotation, cellular component: membrane. Gene Ontology annotation, molecular function: transmembrane transporter activity. The record is from RefSeq and is a predicted model, not a curated record. Gene Ontology annotation, biological process: transmembrane transport. The transcript has 10 exons. The coding region runs from base 56 to 1732 and encodes 558 amino acids. NCBI's taxonomy places the organism in Eukaryota, Metazoa, Chordata, Lepidosauria, Squamata, Gekkonidae.